Molecule: messenger RNA, 3437 nt
Organism: Chlamydomonas reinhardtii
Lineage: Eukaryota; Viridiplantae; Chlorophyta; Chlorophyceae; Chlamydomonadales; Chlamydomonadaceae
Exons: 4
Coding region: 430-1119 (229 amino acids)
Source: RefSeq, a predicted model, not a curated record
UGCUAUACAGGCGCUCCUGCACUGGGGCAUUGGCAUGUGGUGCUCAAGCUCCAUCCACCCCCUGGUCCUGAGCCGAUAACCGCACACCCUAAGCCAGGUCAAAAUGACUGGCCUCCAUGAUGCCGCUUAGUUCCACCACCAUCCGUUUGGGUGUCGCCACCCAAUUCCACGGCACGCCUGACACGCGACCCUCCCGAGCGAGUUGGUUACCGUUCAACGCCACCGCUCAUGCCUUGAUAGCUGCCAUCGAUAUAAGUCACUCCGUAUAUGUACCUAGACAGUAGCACUCGGCCACUUCACUCGUUUCUGAGCGUCUAUCUCCUUUCGCGGCGUUUAUCGCUCCAGCUGGUUCUGACCUUUCGCAAUUCUGCAAACAAAUAGGCGUAUCUAUGCAUGUUCCCAUAUCCUUAGGUUAUUAAACCAAACCAAAUGGGCACAGGCGCAAUACAGUCUGCGAAUGCUGGGUCCCAGCCGGCGUGUGCGGCGGGCAACCUGGUGGGCAUCUGCAACCGCUGCCAAGUGGCCUGCGUGGCGCCUCACGGCGAGCCGGGCUACCUGGUCAUGUCGGUGUUCGAGCCGGCGCCGCCCGCACACUACCAGGGCCGUGAUCCGGUGGCGGCGGCGGUGGCGCAGCAGCAGCUCCAUGACCUAGCUCUGGAUCCUGAAGGGGUGAUGGAGGCGCGGCCAAGAUUGCGGCAGCUGCCGUGGUGGGCGGAAAGGGGCGGCAGCCGGGAGCCAGCGGGCGAGGUGGUGGAGGUAGAGGAGGCGUCGGCGGCCCCGCACCCUUCGGCUUCCCCGACCCCGGCGGCCCUCGGCCCCGCGCUGGAGGCGUCAGCCGGCCCGCAGCCGCCGGGCUCUCAGAACUGGACCGCCACCUCGCAGCCCUCGGCACCACCACCUCCGCAGCUGCCAGCCCUCGUCCGCCGCCGGGCUGCCGCCGCCUUCCUCCGCUUCGACCCCAGCGGGAAGCAGCUGGCAGCGCUGUCCACCGCUGCGGCGCGAGUUGGCGCUGUCCUGGCCGUUGGGGUUGGUGGCGGCGGCGGCGAUGGACCGACUGCAGCUGGCAGCGGCGGACCCAGGUCCGGUGCGGGCGCGGCAGAUGGCGGUGCCCGGGCAUGAGCUGCAUGGCCAACCCUGUGCGGCUGCUGCCAACCGAGGUGCUGGAGCUGGUGCUGCAGGCUGCUCUGCCGCUCAGCUGCCCGCCCCUGCCGCCGGGCCGGACAGCAGCAGCGGCCCACACAGGGGGCCCAGCAGGGGACCCGCUGUUGUCCCUGUGCCCCUGGCACCGCCGCCUCCGCCACUGCCGUCGCUCCCCGCACCGCAUCGCGGCUGCCGGCUACUGUUGUGGUAGUGGUGGACGUGUGGGCGCCGCCGCAGGCACCUCACCCGCACCAGCACCAGCACCACCAGCAUCACCGUCACCGCCAGGCUGAUCAAGCUGGGGCCGGAGCCGCAGGAGGAGCAGGCGGUGAUGGAGGGGCAGCAGGUCUUGGGCAUGGAGGAGGUGGAGGUGGCGGAGGCGGCGGUCCAGGGGAUGCCCUCGCGGCGGCAGGGCUGGCGUUGCCGGCUGGCACGGCCCGGAUGUGGCUGCUGCUGCGCGCUGACGGCUUGGCUGUGUGGCCAAGUAAGCGCACCGCGUCUGCGCGUGCCUUCAGAGGUGCGUUCAGAGGUGCCUUCAGAGGUACGGGUCAAAGGGCGCGCCUCCUAUGUUUGGGUGGCACAGGCUGCUUGGUAUGGAGGGCAUGCAUGUAGGCGGGUUAUGGCGUUGGUGCAGUGCGGGCGCGUGAAGUUUGGACAUCUGACCGCUUGCGAGUGCAAUGCAAAUCCUAUCAUCUCUUUGUUAUGGCCACAUACCAUCGGCAUUGCUUGGACCGAUGUGGGUUUUCUACCCGCAGUUUGCCAGAGGCGGAUGGACAGCGGGCAAGUAGAACUGGGAUCCCAGGUCGCGGGGAAUCGCGGAUGAAAGGGCGGGGCAAGGGCGACGGGUUACAAUCCACGGGCGUGCUGCGCGAGGCUGCUUGUCAGGUUUACGCUUUUGCUGUGUCGCGCCAUAGUAUACUUGAUACUGUACUUUCACAAGAACGAGGGACCGCACAGACCUCACACACCUGUCAUUGCUCCCAAAACUCGGUUCACGUCCCGACGCGCUGGCCCUUUGCAAGCCACCGCAUCUUGAACAUCUGACAUCAUUCAAUCUACACAACGACUCAAGGCGGUCGCCAAGGGCCGCGGCGGAAAGCACCGAUGGCUUUUCAGCUGCGCCCGGCCCUGGGCCGGCACCCCCAAAUGACUGGCCCAGAUUACCAGCAUACAGUCGAGAACAUGCGAUCGGCCCGUAAGGAUCCCCGUAUGUGAGCCAGGCGGCUGGCGCCAGCCCGGAGCAAGUGCAGCUCGGUCACUCUUGCGCAUGUUAGCGAAGGCGAAGCAGCAAGAGCGCUGCCCAUGGUUCAGCGAGCGCCCCGCUGGUGGAGCUAGCACCUAGGACAUCAGCUACGGUGAGGCAGGGAACCCUGCCCGGGCUUGGUGCGCGCAACGCAUCAAAGCUAGCACGCGGACUUGCUUGCGCUUAGGUAGGGCCCCAAAACCACGUCCCCGCGCCGGGCCGGGGCCUGCCUGAGCUUUAGCUAUUCUAGGUGCACGCCUGGGCUCACUUUGGCGCCGAGAAGGGCGGCCAAUUGUCCGCAAUAGUCGGAACCAGAAGUUGGGCCUUAUCCGUGAGUCUGAGAGCAGCGCACCACGCCCACACAAAUGCCGGCAGGUGCAUGUUAACAGAGCUGUGGGCUUGGGCAAAGUUCUGGCCAGGGAAACAUUCAGGAAAUGGGCCAGGCCAAGAUGGGGCAGCAAGAACCGGAAAGAAAGCCGGCCUCUGAGCCGGCCCCAGUCACAAAACACCAAGCUAGCACUUGAGAACUAGUAAUCCUCACCUUGAUUGGUCUAAACCAGCGCCUCUUCUGUUGCGGGUGCCCCUGUUGCGAGAGACCUUGCCACUUCGAGCACCUCUUCCAUUUCGCGGCUCUGAACUCUUACUCCUAGUCCAGCCAAGCAAGAAAAUGUGCCCAGUUGGCACGGAGCUUUGGAACACGGGCGCGCUGCGCAGGUGAGCCGGCUCGGGGCCAGGCGUUGUGGGGCGCAUUUUUCGGGCUGGUCAGCGCGUUGACGUUGGGCUCUUCUUGUGGUAAACGCGUGAGCACAUUGUGGCCGAGUCUCCGAGACCGGUUUACGAAAGUGUCGAAGUGUUUCGGGCUCCGUGACAUUUCGUGGUCCCAAAUGGCCCGGCCGCCGAGUCCCUCCUGUCUCGUCGUGUUCCAUGUGCCCCUUGUCCUUUGGUGCGUCCAGUGAGUCCUGCGCACAUUGCGAGGCCAUCGGUGCUUCGGUUGCGUCAACGCCGGCCCACUUCGAUGGCCGCGCGUUGCGCAUCGGAAGUGCCAACGGGGUCA